Molecule: messenger RNA, 1242 nt
Organism: Tetrahymena thermophila SB210
Lineage: Eukaryota; Ciliophora; Oligohymenophorea; Hymenostomatida; Tetrahymenidae
Product: serine carboxypeptidase family protein
Exons: 4
Biological process (GO): proteolysis
Molecular function (GO): serine-type carboxypeptidase activity
Source: RefSeq, a predicted model, not a curated record
AUGAGAAAGAUUGUCCUUCUUUUAGCUCUUUUGAGUUUGGCUUUCGCUGACUAAAACCCCAUUUUCUUGAACGAAACUUACAACACUGGUUUUGUUAAGAUCAGAAAGGAUAGCGACAUUUUCUAUUGGUAAUUUGACUCUCGUUCAAACCCUUCCACUGAUCCCUUGGUCAUUUGGUUGAAUGGUGGCCCUGGUUGCUCUUCCCUCACUGGUCUUUUUGCUGAAAAUGGUCCUUUCAAGGUCAAUGACGAUCUUACUCUCUCCUCCAACGCCUACUCUUGGAACUCCAAUGCUAACCUCGUCUUCGUUGACCAACCCGUAGGUACUGGAUACAGCAGAGCUGGUUUCAAUGAAUUCACUCACAACGAAACUUAAAUUGCUGAAGAUUUCUACUAAUUCUUACUCGGUCUUUAUGGUCGUUUCCCUCAAUUCAAGGGUAAGAAACUCUUCAUUACUGGUGAAUCAUACGCAGGUCACUACAUCCCUGCCAUCAGUGCUAAGAUUGUCUCUGAAAACAACUAAUGGAUCAAGCUCGCUGGUUCUGCCAUCGGUAACGGUUUGGUAUCUCCUUACUAAUAAUACCCCGAAUAUGCUAACUUUGCUUAUGAAAAUAACUUGAUCGGUAAGGUUAAAUACAACAUCUUAAAGGGAGCUUUCUGGGCUUGCCAACAAUUAAUUAAGGCAGGUGUCUCUUGGUUAGCUACCAUGGAAGAAUGCCAAUUAGGUGUUACCAGCAUUUUGGGUAAUCCCUUAAAACCUAAAUUCAAUGUUUACGAUAUCAGAGACAAGUGUUCUACUCCUCCUCUCUGUUACGAUUUCUCUAACAUUGACAAGUUCCUUGCUUUACCUCAAGUUAUCUAAGCUCUUGGUACUCAAGGCAGAAAGUGGGUUGAAUGCUCUAAGCCUGUUCACUUAGCUUUAACUGCUGACUGGAUGUUAGAUCUUUCUCCUCAAGUUUCUUACCUCUUAUCUAAGGGUGUUAAGGUCCUCGUUUACUCUGGUGACUAAGAUUUCAUUUGCAACUGGAGAGGUGGUGAAAAGUGGACCUACGAACUCUAAUGGAGCAAACAAAAAGAAUUCUAAUAAACCGAAUACACUUAAUGGUAAAACUUCGGUGCUUACAAGACUGUUGAUAACUUCACCUUCUUAAGAGUCUACUAAGCUGGUCACAUGGUUCCUAUGGAUCAACCUCAAGCUGCUCUUGAAAUGCUUAACCUCUUCAUCAGUGGUCAACCCUUGUGA